ACUUUGCAGGGAGAGUCUCACCGGAAAUCCUCUUUUAACUUUUUAAGGGUGUGUUCCGAAAUGUACUGACAUUACUGUAAAAGUAAUUACUAACUCUCAUAGAUGCGUAUGGACAGGAUAAUAAGGACACAGCAUUGGUUACAGUAGUGUCAGUACUGUCGGUACAUUUCAGAACACACUUUGCUACAGGGUACCACAACUAAGAUGGCUGAAAAUAGUCAGCUAUCUCAGGUGGUUAACACUUUGUGAAAUUGAAUUCUCCAACAAGUAUUAAAGCCAUUAAAAGGGGUCCGUAAAUCAGACGUUUCUUGUAAAUUUCGCUGCGAAAAUGCUAACUGCAGCAACAAAUACUCUAGCAAAUAACGGAGGCUCCUACAGUAAUGAUAGGCCAUCGAGUGCAGGUGAGCCAGAAUCGGCUACAGAUCUUGCAUCAGGAGGAUUCUUUCAUGCUGAUUAUAAAAAGCAUGAAGACCUCAAACAAAUGUUGGACAGUAAUAAGGACAAUCUUAAACUUGAAGCUAUGAAACGAAUUAUUGGGAUGGUAGCAAAGGGGAGAGAUGCGUCUGACUUAUUCCCAGCUGUGGUAAAAAAUGUUGUUUCAAAAAAUAUUGAAGUUAAGAAACUGGUAUAUGUUUACUUGGUUCGCUAUGCUGAGGAUCAACAAGACCUGGCCCUCUUAUCAAUUUCUACCUUUCAAAGAGCUCUUAAAGAUCCAAACCAGUUAAUAAGAGCUAGUGCUCUAAGGGUACUCUCGAGCAUACGAGUUUCCAUGAUUGUUCCAAUAGUAAUGCUUGCGAUUAAAGAUUCUGCAAGUGAUAUGUCACCUUAUGUUCGAAAGACUGCAGCUCAUGCUAUUCCUAAACUGUACUCCUUAGAUCCUGAGCAGAAGGAGGAAUUAAUAAAUGUCUUAGAGAAACUCUUAUCAGAUAAAACUACGCUGGUAGUUGGCUCAGCAGUUAUGGCCUUUGAAGAAGUUUGUCCAGAGAGAAUAGAUCUCAUUCAUAAAAAUUACAGAAAAUUAUGUAACUUAUUGGUGGAUGUAGAUGAGUGGGGACAAGUAGUCAUUGUGAACAUGUUAACACGAUACGCACGAACGCAAUUCGCCAACCCCAAUACUAAUGAAGUUGAAGAAGAUGAGAACCGACCAUUUUACGAUUCGGACUCAGAGUCGUCAAACACGAAAAAACCAAAGUUCACCCUAGAUCUGGAUCAUCGUCUGCUAUUGCGAAAUACGAAACCACUUUUGCAAAGUAGGAAUGCAUCUGUCGUAAUGGCCGUAGCGCAGUUGUACCACCAUACUGCACCGAGAAGUGAAGUCAUGAUCGCCGCCAAGGCACUAAUAAGAUUAUUACGCGGACACAGAGAAGUGCAAAGUAUUGUACUUCACUGCAUCGCCAGUAUAUCAAUUGCAAGAAAGGGCAUGUUCGAGCCAUUCCUUAAAUCUUUCUUCGUCAGAACUUCAGAUCCGACGCAUGUAAAGCUAUUGAAACUAGACAUUCUGACCAAUCUUGCGACCGCUACCAGUAUUGGUGUGAUCUUGAGAGAAUUUCAGACGUACAUCUCAAGCAGCGACAAGGAAUUCGUCGGCGCUAGUAUUCAAGCGAUUGGGAGGUGCGCGAGCAACAUAAAGGAAGUCACCGAUACUUGCCUCAAUGGACUUGUAUCUCUUUUAAGUAACAGAGACGAGGCCGUCGUGGCCGAAAGUGUCGUCGUUAUCAAAAAGCUUCUGCAAACUCAGCCAAACGAACAUAAGGACAUAAUUGCACAUAUGGCGAAACUAAUGGAUUUCAUAACGGUGCCACAAGCAAGAGCAUCUAUUUUAUGGCUGUUGGGAGAAUACUCGGAUCGCGUGCCAAAAAUAGCGCCAGACGUUUUAAGAAAAAUGGCAAAGAGUUUCAUAAACGAACAGGACAUUGUCAAGCUACAGAUAUUGAAUUUAGCUGUGAAAUUGUGUCUGACAAAUCCUACUCAAACAAAACUGCUGUGCCAGUAUGUUUUUCAGCUGGCGAAGUACGAUCAGAAUUACGAUAUCCGGGAUAGGGCUCGGUUUUUGAGACACUUCAUCUUCGAGACCGAGGCUGCUUCCGAGAAGAAACUCAUGCAAUUUGCUAAAAAAAUAUUCCUCUCACCGAAACCGGCACCAACCCUAACAUCUAGAUUUAAGAAUUCACAAUUUCAGUUGGGAACGCUAUCCCACUACCUGGAUAUGCCAUGCGUUGGACAUCGUCCCUUACCACAGUUUCCUGAGGUUGUUCCUGACCCUUCAGUGCGCGACGUAGCAGAACCAAUGAGUGCUCAUGAAAUUAAGGAUGACCGACACACUAGAAAGGAAAGGAGGAAGGACAAGAAGUCCAAGGAAGAUGAGGCGAGAUUCUUAUUCACAGCAGAUGAAAGUAGCCCCUCCGAACUUUCAGAAUCUGAAAGUGAAAAUGACAGUUCAGCAUCUUCGUCGACUGAAUCUUCUGACGGUGACUCCUCCGAAUCCGCAUCGGAAUCUGAGAAAUCCGAUAGCGAGGAGCAUCAAAAGAAUGUCGUUAAGAAGUCUGAGGAUUCUGAGAGUGAGUCCGACACUGAUGAUUCAGAGAGUGAGGAUGAUGACUCGGAUUCACAAGAUAGUGAUAACGAGAGCAAACGAGAUGAAAAGGCAAAUGUUGGAAAAGGGGAGAUGAAAGAAAAGCCAAAGAGUAAUCUUGAUUUACUGCUGGAUUUAGACGAUGUAACACCAAUGACACCUAUAAUGACGCCAAGCCUCGGCGGUUUUCUUACUCCAAUAAAUUCAACUCUCUCGAAUGGAGUCAGUGAAGUUUCAACUUCUUUUAUACCGACAAAGAAAUGUGAAUUGUUGAAUAAAAUCAGUGGCAAAGGAUUGAGGGUUGAGUAUAGAUUCACGAGAUCGCAACACUUGGUUAGCUCACAUAUGGUUAACAUAGAAUUAACAUUUACAAACGAAGGAUCUGAGACGAUACACGACAUUCAGAUUGGAAAGAAGAAUUUACCUUCGGGAAUGUGUCUUCAUGAUUUUAUGCCGAUACCUACGCUGCAACCAAGCGCAACGUUAUCUUCAACAUUAGGUGUCAAUUUCAAUGAUUCCACGCAACCAGCGCCUUUCGAUAUCGAUUUUACAAAAUCAGAGGAGAAACAUUCGUGCUCCGUCAGCAUAAAGGUGCCAAUUGGUGAAAUAAUUAGAUCGGUAAUGCUGCCAGAGAGUAUGUUUCUCUCGGAAAAAGAGAAGCUUAAAGGCAUGAAUGAGCAUUCAACGAAGUUGACAUGCUUGGGGAAUCGUAAACAAUUAUCUCAAAAAGUUUUCGAAGCUGCAAACCUUGCUGUCAUAUCAAGUCAAGACGAUGUAAUAAGGUUUGCUGCGCAUACGCUGGCUUCGAAGUCACUCGUGUUAGUGACAAUGAAAAUAUCGGAAAAUGAUCAGCUCGAACUGUGUGUCAACUGCGAAAAAAUGGUUAUAGCAUCCAUGCUCUUAAACGAGCUUAAAAGUAAUCUCAAGUAAUUCCAAGGGACACACCAAUUCCUCUAACUAUAUUAUUGUUAUUAUCGUUGUUAUUAUUACUCAUUAUACUAUCACAAGAUAUUACUGGUAAACAUUUAGUUAUUUACAUCGCUCAGUGCUUUUCAAGAAAAAUGUACGUUCUCUAUUGUAUUUCAUUACAAAUAUAUUAUACGCGCUACCAAGUGUAUAUCGCUACUAUACAUAUAUAUAAAUAUAUAUAUAUAUCUUUAUUUCUAAUAAAUCAUACAUCCAUUUAUAUGAACGUUA
Cephus cinctus (wheat stem sawfly) is the source of this 3769-nucleotide messenger RNA. It is a transcript of the gene rb, whose product is annotated as AP-3 complex subunit beta-1. Bases 329 to 3502 code for a protein of 1057 amino acids. Lineage: Eukaryota; Metazoa; Arthropoda; Insecta; Hymenoptera; Cephidae. Gene Ontology annotation, biological process: vesicle-mediated transport; intracellular protein transport. The record is from RefSeq and is a predicted model, not a curated record. The transcript is spliced from 11 exons. Gene Ontology annotation, cellular component: membrane coat; AP-3 adaptor complex.